Molecule: messenger RNA, 4162 nt
Organism: Pimephales promelas (fathead minnow)
Lineage: Eukaryota; Metazoa; Chordata; Actinopteri; Cypriniformes; Leuciscidae
Gene: htr5ab
Product: 5-hydroxytryptamine (serotonin) receptor 5A, genome duplicate b
Biological process (GO): adenylate cyclase-activating adrenergic receptor signaling pathway; positive regulation of MAPK cascade
Cellular component (GO): plasma membrane
Molecular function (GO): G protein-coupled serotonin receptor activity
Source: RefSeq, a predicted model, not a curated record
CUGAAGUAUAAUGUGUUUAGAUGAAGGCGGUUUUAGGUGGGCAGAACAGUUGCGUCUUACAGUAAAAAGCGAAUCAAUCCUGCACUUUAGUGGCAUCUUCGUAUUGGUAUUGUGAUUAAGGGAUGGAGGAUGGCUUCUCCCAUCUUCAGAUGUGUGUCCUGUGAACCUUUAAAUGACUGAAGGCUAUAAACUCACGAUUAUCAAUAAGUGCAAUCAUAAUGUCGUCUAUGAUCAGUAUGGCAGCACUUCAAAACGCCUACCUUUUCAGUGACCAUCAUACAAAACUGUGAGCUAAAGGACAAUAAGCUCACAAAUUGUAGUGCCAAGAAAAUAACACCCACUCAGAAAGCAAACUCUUGCAAAUGUUUUCAAAUGAAUUAACUUGAAAACAUCCAAAAAGAAAAUCAUGCCUGACCUAAAAAACAGUAAAACAAGAAAAGAAAAAUCCAUUCACUCUUACAGUGACUUAAUUUAUUUUUACCUUCCCUUCUAAUUAGAGCCAGACCCUAUCCUAACCCUAUCCAUUUGCAUACAGUCACAUGCUGCCAUGACUCAACCCAAUGUUACUGUACUCUUGGCCAAUAUCUCUGGAGGAUCUGAAUUGGGUAAUCUGUACCGUCCAUUUUCUGUGUUCAGUGUUCUUACACUCACUUUGCUGGCCAUGCUUGUGGUGGCCACCUUUGUAUGGAACCUUCUGGUUUUGGUGACCAUCCUGAGGGUGCGCACAUUCCAUCGUGUUCCCCACAAUCUAGUUGCCUCCAUGGCCAUCUCGGAUGUGAUGGUUGCAGGACUGGUUAUGCCCCUAAGUCUGGUUAGGGAGCUUUGUGGACAGCGGUGGAUUCUGGGUCGGGCCCUGUGUCAGGUCUGGAUCUCCUGCGAUGUACUCUGUUGCACAGCCAGUAUCUGGAAUGUGACGGCCAUUGCCCUAGAUCGUUACUGGUCCAUAACACGCCACCUGGAGUACACAUUAAAAACACGCAAACGAAUCUCCAAUGUGAUGAUUUGCCUCACAUGGCUACUCUCCUCUGUUAUCUCGCUUUCUCCGCUUUUUGGUUGGGGUGAGACCUACUCAGAAGUCAGCUUGGCUUGUCAAGUAAGCCAGGAGCCCUCAUACACAGUCUUCUCCACUUUUGGAGCUUUUUACCUGCCCCUCUGUGUGGUCCUCUUUGUCUACUGGAAGAUCUACAAGGCUGCCAAGUUCCGCAUUGGCUCUCGUAAGACCAACACCAUCACACCCAUGGCUGAAGUCAUAGAGGUAAAGGAGGCCGAAGGGCAGCCACAGAUGGCCUUCACAGUUCGUCAUGCAACCGUAUCUUUCCAGACGGAUGGCGAGACGUGGCGAGAGCAGAAAGAAAGGAGAGCAGCACUGAUGGUGGGCAUCCUGAUUGGUGUAUUUGUGCUCUGCUGGAUUCCCUUUUUCCUUGCUGAGCUCAUCAUUCCGCUCUGUUCAUGUGACAUCCCCCCUGUCUGGAAAAGUGUCUUUCUCUGGCUGGGUUACUCAAACUCCUUCUUCAACCCACUCAUUUACACAGCCUUUAACAAGAACUACAACAAUGCGUUUAGAAAUCUCUUUUCCAGACAGCGAUAAGGAACUAAAAAAAGAACAAAGGUAAUGAGAACCUUUGGAUUCAAGGAGUAGAAAGUGUGAAGAAUAUCAAAAGAAGUCAACUUCUCUCACAGAAGACAUAAACGAUACAAAAGCAAGGCCAUGAAUGCACUGGCUCUAACUGCUGUUCUAGGAAGAAAGGGGGAUUGCCAACCCACAUCAAGAAACUGCAGGUCAAGUGAUGUCUCUAGGGUUCACAUCUUCACCUGCUGGUCAUAUAUCUGUCAAUAUGUGGCGGCUGCUGAUGUCUUCGUGGUUAGACAAGUUGGCCACCGUCUGUUAAAUCAGCAGUGCUGAGAUAAUGCAAGUGUUCUCUUUAGCAAAACUAAACCAUCAUCACACCACACCAUCAUUGUGAACUCUUGAGAAAGAAACCAUGACUGUUCUGAAGGGUGGUGAAACAUCAGAGCCACUUUUCGUCUAAUAGUCAAUGAAGACACAAGUACAUGCACAGUGCACUAUGAAAAUCUGGCCUAAUUCACAUCCUUUCACUUCUUCCAAAAUUACAUGGCUAAGGAGCAAUUUAUAUUUCAAUCACAUUUCCUUUCAUUAAAGUUAAGAAAAGAAAGUCGAUGUGCAAAACAUAGAGGCAUUAUAACAUUAAAUUAAAUAGAACAGACUUGCGUUGAUGCAAAGAAAGAAUCCAUAGAUAUUUUGAACAAAACAGUGAUUAUAAAUGAACUCAGAAAUGCCUUCAUUUCCUGACAGCACUCUCAGUAUUUAUGCAUUAUCAUGAAUGGAUUCAGCUUUCCUCUUUGUAAGCUACCAUUGUAGCACAGUAAACUGGGACAUUACAUGGAACGAAAUGUAAACUUGCCUGUAAAUCCUGUGUGAUGGGAGCUAUGUUAGAGAUAUAUUUGGAUUGAUCAUGCAUUCAAAGUUAUUAAGUUGUCAACUCUGUUGGUUAUCAAUAAUUGGAGGAUCAGUAAAUAAGACAUACAAUGUUAAAAGCUGAAUGUCUCUCGGCAGUUCUUCGUCUUUAUAAAUGAUGCUGAAAAGAAACCAUCUACUUUUGUACUGCCUUAAAAGCCUGUCCACACGUCCCAAUGUUUGUGAAAGCUGUACUCACUGAAAUGGUUGCUUUUAUGUGCAAAAAUACCUUGUCAAUACUGAACAAGAUGGUCUGUGACAGCUUUGUUAUCACAAUGCUUCCAAUGCAUGUGCAGAGACUCACGAUUAGCAUGAGAGCACAGAUCUCACCCCAGCUCUUUGAAAUACUGUACAUGUAUCAGAUCUGUCCAUCAAUUUGUCAGCUGAACACGCAGCUUCAGGGCAGUGCAAAAUUUUACUUUGCAUGUGUCUAUAAAAUAAAAUUUGUGGUGAGACUAGUACUCAAGCUUCUCUAAUUUUAAAUAAGGAGAGCCAGAUACUGAGACAUAAAAAAGGUAAUGGAAAGGCAAAGAGUGAGAAUAUAAAUAUGCUCUCUCUUGAUUUUCUUGUUUUCAACUUGAGAGAGGACACUGAAAAUUCUGACACAAUCACACUGUACCUUCGUAAAUUUUUCAGUGUCCAUAUUAUUGACUGGACAAGUACAGCAUGCAACCUGUGUAGAUGAUGGCUUGUCUUGCUCUUUCAUAUCAAUGUAUGCUUCUGACUAUACAUCCAGUUUGCCCUAAACAGAUGAAAUAACAACAGUCUCUUCUUAGAGUCACUGUUGAGUGGGCAGUUGUUACCUAAUGUUAGAGAAUCUGACUUAACCUGAAGGUUAUGAGUUUAAGUCUCAGCACAGGCAGGAAGUGUAGGUGGGGGAAGUGAAUGAACACACACUCUCUUCCACUCAUUACCCACAACUGAGGUGCAGCAUGUGAUAGUUUCUGUAAAUGCUGUGCUCACGUCUUGUGUAAAAUACGUCGUUCUCAAAUGAAUGCGGCACUCAAGUUCAAAUAAGCAACACUCUUUUCAGGUCAUGGUUUACAGCAUCAUUUUAAAGUUGACAUUAAACUUAAGUUGAAAUAGUAUUUUUUCCCCAAUUAAAGCCCAAUUAAAUGCAGUGUGAAAAUCCCAACUAAAGGAAAUAUAGAAUUUCAGAAUGCACAACAUUCAAAUGUGUAACAGCACAACUGUCACGAGUGUGGUGCUGGCAGAAGGCGGCAGACGAGGAAAAAGCUCUAAUUCAUAUUGUUUACUCAAAAUAACUCUCACAGGACAUGCAGGAUGCACGAAAAUACCAUCUACAUUCACUGAACUAACCAUAAACACUGGAUAAACAACCACGUACAAUCAACAUUGACCGACCAGUACUGAACAAACAGAGAGAACUAAAUACAGAUACAAAUAAACGGGACAGGUGACACAGAUGAUGAAGACGAUGAACAGGUGGAUGAUUGAGGGAGUGAGAUCAGGUGUGGAGACAAGAGGAUUCUGGGAAGUGUAGUGAAGACAGGUGCAGACGAAGACCGUGACAACUACAUGGUUAAUCUCAUUUAACCUACUGUGAUAAAACAAUGCUUCUCUGAUUAAAAUUCUUAACUGAUCUUGUAAAGGUUUUAAUUGAAUUCCAUUUUAACACAAGCUGGAAUGUUGUUUCGGUAUAUCUGCUGUGAUGUCAGCUGUGCU